AAAUUCUCAUGAAUGCUCUCGUAUUCAAAUACUAAAAGUGUCCUUAAAUUAUAUAUAGCCUCGUACUAUACUUAUAUGCAUUGAUUCUUGGAGCUCCGUGGUUGAAGAUGCUUCCCAGAAAGACUGUGGUUUCUUGGGUUCUUGCGGUUUGUUGUCUCGGGCUUCUGAGAUUAUCUGAGUCGCAGGUGCCACAAGAAGAAGUGGAUGCUCUCCAAGAAAUUGUCACUGAUAUGGGUGCAACAUACUGGAGAUUCGAUGCCGACUUAUGUGAAGUUGAGAAGAUUGGGAUUUCGCCGGUGGCUCCAAGUGGCUCCGAGGGUUAUGUUGAAUGUAAUUGCAACUAUAACAACAACACUGUCUGCCAUGUUACAAAAAUUGUCAUUAAGAGUUAUAACCUUCCUGGAAGUCUUCCACCUGGUAUCGUGAAGCUUCCGUACCUCAGGGACAUUGAUUUUGCCUACAACCUUCUAAGAGGUACAAUUCCAAAAGAAUGGGCUUCGAUGCAGUUGAAUUUUAUCUCUGUCCUUGUUAACCGUUUAUCAGGGGAAAUACCGAAGGAAUUGGGAAACAUUACAAGCCUUACAUACCUGAACCUCGAGGGGAACCAACUUUCAGGUGCUGUUCAUGCUGACAUUGGGAGGUUGAUAAAUUUAAAGACUUUGAUCCUGUCCUCCAACCAACUAACAGGGCAAUUGCCUUCUUCAUUUGCAGAUCUAAUAAACUUAAGUGACUUUAGGAUAAAUGAUAACAACUUAAGUGGACGAAUACCUGACUUUAUUCAGAACUGGAAACAGCUCACUAAAUUAGAAAUGUUUGCAAGUGGACUGGAGGGCCCCAUUCCCUUAAACAUAUCUCUUUUGAAUAUGUUAACUGACUUGAGAAUUAGUGACCUAAAAGGGCCGGCCCAAGAAUUUCCAGUUCUACGGAGCACUCCAGGCCUUGUAACGUUGAUAUUAAGAAACUGUAAAAUUACUGGAGAAAUCCCUGCAUAUGUUUGGAGACUUCGACUUCUGCAAAUAUUGGAUGUCAGUUUCAAUCGGUUAGUGGGGAAGAUUCCAAAUCAUAUCGCAAGAAAUCUGAAACUUGUGUUUGUGACUGGGAACAUGUUGAAUGUAUACAUACCUGAUACACUCUUGAAGUAUGGAAGCAAUAUUGAUCUUUCCUACAACAAUUUUACUUUGCAAGAGCCAGACGAACAUGCUUGUCAACCAAACAUGAAUCGUGAUGUCAACUUGUUUGAAGGCUCAUCUACAUCAAAUGGAUUACAACGAAUCCUUCCUUGUGCUAGGGAUGUAGUUUGCCCUAAAUAUAAAUGUUCUCUGCAGGUUAAUUGCGAUGAGGAUGAUUUGACUAUUAAAGAAAGGAAUAGAAGAGUUAUAUAUGAAGGAGAUUCUGGAGGUGAUUCUGCAGCAUAUUUAAGUGGUAACUACUGGGGCUUUACUAGCACUGGUGACUUCUUAGAUGAACGUAAUUACCAGAAUUCACGUUCUAUCAAUUACACCGACUUCAGAUCUCUGCGACUUGUACAGUCCAGCACGCCUUAUAUGCCUCAAGGACAUAAUACCAUCAACCUGGCUAUAACCUACUGGUCUUGUUCGAUAGAGGAUUAUUUUGUUUAUCUAUCUUUUUCUGCAGAUUUUAGAGUUUGUUCGGAUGGCAACAAGAAGAAUGUAACUGCUUAUAUAAUAGCUGCAGUUUUGGCAGUGUGUGUCGUUCUCUUAGUAUUGGGCAUACUCUGGUGGAAAGGUUACUUAAAAGGCAGAAAAAGAGUUGGAAAAGAUUUUGAAGGUCUAGAAUUGCAGACAGUUGCUUUUACUCUCAAACAAAUUAGAGCUGCUACCAACAACUUUGAUGCUGCAAACAAGAUUGGAGAAGGUGGUUUUGGCCCCGUGCACAAGGGUCUACUACCCGACGGUACCAUAAUUGCUGUAAAGCAGCUCUCCUCUAGCUCAAGACAAGGGAUCCAAGAGUUUUUAAAUGAGAUUGGCUUGACCUCUUGCUUACAACACCCAAAUCUUGUGAAGCUCUAUGGAUGCUGCAUGGAAGGAGAUCAAUUGGUUAUGGUAUAUGAGUAUAUGGAGAACAACAGCCUCGCCCAUGUUUUGUUUGAUUCAAACAAAAGCCAAUUGAUGCUAGACUGGCCCACGAGGUUCCAGAUUUGUAUUGGAAUUGCAAGAGGAUUAGCUUUUCUCCAUGAGGAAUCAACAUUGAAAAUUGUUCAUCGGGACAUUAAGGCGACUAAUGUGCUGCUAGAUAAAGAUCUUAAUCCUAAAAUAUCAGAUUUUGGAUUGGCUAGGCUUAAUGAAGAUGAAAAGACACAUAUUAGCACGAGAGUUGCUGGAACAAUAGGAUAUAUGGCGCCUGAAUAUGCACUAUGGGGGUAUCUGACUGAGAAAGCAGAUGUUUACAGCUUCGGAGUCGUGCUUCUGGAAAUUGUUAGUGGCAAAAGGAACAACAAUUAUAUGCCAAGUGAUAAUUUCACUUGUCUUCUGGAUUGGGCUAAUCAGUUGCAAGAAAGUAAAAAGAUGGAUGAACUUGUUGAUGAGAGGUUGGGUUCUCGGGCCGACACAGAGGAAAUAGAUAGGGUGGUGAAAGUAGCACUUGUGUGCACAAAUGCAACUCCAUCCGUCAGGCCUACAAUGUCUGAGGCAGUGCAAAUGCUUGAAGGGAAAAUGGCUGUGGGAAGUCCAUAUAACAAGGAUGUGAGGAUUCUUGGAUCUCCAUGGUUGAAGAUGCUUCCCGGAAAGACUGCUGUUUCUUGGGUUCUUGCGGUUUGUUGUCUCGGGUUUCUGAGAUUGUCUGAGUCGCAGGUGCCACAAGAAGAAGUGGAUGCUCUCCAACAAAUUGUCACUGAUAUGGGUGCAACAUACUGGAGAUUCGAUGCCGACUUAUGUGAAGUUGAGAUGGUUGGGAUUUCGCCGGCGGCUCCAAGUGGCUCAGAGGGUUAUGUUGAAUGUAAUUGCAACUAUAACAACAACACCGUCUGCCAUGUUACAAAAAUUGUCAUUAAGAGUUAUAAUCUUCCUGGAAUUCUUCCACCUGGUAUCGUGAAGCUUCCAUACCUCCGAGACAUUGAUUUUGCCUACAACCUUCUACGAGGUACAAUUCCAAAAGAAUGGGCUUCGAUGCAGUUGAAUUUUAUCUCUGUCCUUGUUAACCGUUUAUCAGGGGAAAUACCGAAGGAAUUGGGAAACAUUACAAGCCUUACAUACCUGAACCUCGAGGCAAACCAAUUUUCAGGUGCUGUUCCUUCUGACAUUGGGAGGUUGAUAAAUUUAAAAACUUUGAUCCUGUCCUCCAACCAACUAACAGGGCAAUUGCCUUCUUCAUUUGCAGAUCUAAUAAACUUAAGUGACUUUAGGAUAAAUGAUAACAACUUAAGUGGACGAAUACCUGACUUUAUUCAGAACUGGAAACAGCUCACUAAAUUGGAAAUGUUUGCGAGUGGACUGGAGGGGCCCAUUCCCUUAAACAUAUCUCUUUUGAAUAUGUUAACUGACUUGAGAAUCAGUGACCUAAAAGGGCCAGCCCAAGAAUUUCCAGUUCUAAGGAGCACUCCGGGCCUUGUAACAUUGAUAUUAAGAAACUGUAAUAUUACUGGAGAAAUCCCUGCAUAUGUUUGGAGACUUCGAGUUCUGCAAAUGUUGGAUGUCAGCUUCAAUCGGUUAGUGGGGGAGAUUCCAAAUCAUAUCGCAAGAAAUCUGAAACUUGUGUUUGUGACUGGGAACAUGUUGAAUGGAUACAUACCUGAUACACUCUUGAAGGAUGGGAGCAAUAUUGAUCUUUCCUACAACAAUUUUACUUUGCGAGGGCCAGAUGAACCUGCUUGUCAAUCAAACAUCAGGAAUCGUGAUGUCAACUUGUUUAAAGGCUCAUCUACAUCGAAUGCAUUACAACGAAUCCUUCCUUGUGCUAGGGAUGUAGUCUGCCCUAAAUAUAAAUGUUCUCUGCAUGUUAAUUGUGGUGGGGAUGAUUUGACUAUUAAAGAAAGCAAUAGAAGAGUUAUAUAUGAAGGAGAUGCUGGAGGUGAUUCUGCAGCAUAUUUAAGUGGUAACUACUGGGGCUUUACUAGUACUGGUGACUUCUUAGAUGAGCCUAAUUACCAGAAUUCACGUUCUAUCAGAAUUACAUCGACUUCAGAUCUCUCCGACUUGUACAGUACAGCACGCCUUAGCCCUCUUUCACUUACAUAUUUCCAUUAUUGCCUGGAGAAUGGGAAUUACAAUGUCAGCCUGCACUUUGCUGAAAUUCUCUUCACAAAUGACAGUACAUAUAACAGCCUUGGAAGGCGGACGUUUGAUAUACAUAUCCAGGAGAAAUUAGUUUUGGAAGGUUUUAACAUUGAAGAAGAGGCCCGUGGAGCUCGCAAGCCUGUUGUUAGGUAUUUUCAUGUCACAGUGACAGAUAGUUCAUUGGAGAUCCGCUUUUACUGGGCUGGUAGAGGGACUACACGGAUCCCCAACAGAGGAGAUUAUGGUUCUCUUAUAUCAGCUAUUUCAGUCAAUCCAAAUUUUAGAGUUUGUUCGGAUGGCAACAAGAAGAACGUAACUGCUUAUAUAAUAGCUGCAGUUUUGGCAGUGUGUGUCGUUCUCUUAAUACUGGGUAUACUCUGGUGGAAAGGUUACUUAAAAGGCAGAAAAAGAGUUGGAAAAGAUUUUGAAGGUCUAGAAUUGCAGACAGUUGCUUUUACUCUCAAACAAAUUAGAGCUGCUACCAACAACUUUGAUGCUGCAAACAAGAUUGGAGAAGGUGGCUUUGGCCCCGUGUACAAGGGUCUACUGCCCGAUGGUACCAUAAUUGCUGUAAAGCAGCUCUCCUCUAGAUCAAGACAAGGGAAUCGAGAAUUUUUAAAUGAGAUUGGCAUGAUCUCUUGCUUACAACACCCAAAUCUUGUGAAGCUCUAUGGAUGCUGCAUAGAAGGAGAUCAAUUGCUUGUGGUAUACGAGUAUAUGGAGAACAACAGCCUCGCCCAUGUUUUGUUUGAUUCAAACGAAAACCAAUUGAUGCUAGAUUGGGCCACGAGGUUCCAGAUAUGUAUUGGCAUUGCAAGAGGAUUAGCUUUUCUCCAUGAGGAAUCAAGAUUGAAAAUUGUUCAUCGGGACAUUAAGGCAACUAACGUGCUGCUAGAUAAAGAUCUUAAUCCUAAAAUAUCAGAUUUUGGAUUGGCUAGGCUUAAUGAAGAUGAAAAGACUCAUAUUAGCACGAAAAUUGCUGGAACAAUAGGAUAUAUGGCGCCUGAAUAUGCACUAUGGGGGUAUCUGACUGACAAAGCAGAUGUUUACAGCUUCGGAGUUGUGCUUCUGGAAAUUGUUAGUGGCAAAAGCAACAACAAUUAUAUGCCAAGUCAUAAUUUCAUUUGCCUUCUGGAUUGGGCUAAUCACUUGCAAGAAAGUAAAAAGAUCGAUGAACUCGUUGAUGAGAGGUUGGGUUCUCGUGCCGACACAGAGGAAAUAGAUAGGGUGGUGAAAGUAGCACUUCUGUGCACAAAUGCAACUCCAUCCGUCAGGCCUACAAUGUCGGAGGUAGUGCAAAUGCUUGAAGGGAAAAUGGUAAUUCCAGACAUAAUUACUGUGGGAAGUCCAUAUAAUAAUGAUGUGAGGUUUAAAGCCGUCAAAGACUUCCACCAAGAGAGGCGAAACCAAAGCGCUAAUUGGAGCCAGUCGCAGAAUUCAACAACGAUACGAACCGAUGCAGGUUUUUCUUCAUCAACCUCUGGGUUUAAUGAAAUCAGUAGAGAUUCUAUAUCAUAUUGAUGCUACUAUGUAUUUUAUUUUUGAAUGGUGGAAUUUCCACCUACUGUAAAUUUAUAAUUUGAUUUUUACACUGGCGAGGGAUUUAUAUUGUAGAAAUGAUGACUGUUGUCUUUCUUCUGUAAUUGUUGUAGGAGAGAAUUUGUGUUCUUGUACGAGUAAUUUUCUCAGGAAAAUAUUUGCAUUAAAUUCACCUUAAGUGACGUGCACUUCGUUUUAUUUUCUUA
Messenger RNA from Sesamum indicum (sesame), 5977 nucleotides. RefSeq names its product putative leucine-rich repeat receptor-like serine/threonine-protein kinase At3g14840. The record is from RefSeq and is a predicted model, not a curated record. Gene Ontology annotation, biological process: protein phosphorylation. NCBI's taxonomy places the organism in Eukaryota, Viridiplantae, Streptophyta, Magnoliopsida, Lamiales, Pedaliaceae. Gene Ontology annotation, molecular function: ATP binding; protein serine/threonine kinase activity; protein binding.